Vitis vinifera (wine grape) is the source of this 2179-nucleotide messenger RNA. RefSeq names its product probable protein phosphatase 2C 14. Gene Ontology annotation, molecular function: cation binding. The transcript has 6 exons. The record is from RefSeq and is a predicted model, not a curated record. The coding region runs from base 47 to 2179 and encodes 710 amino acids. Lineage: Eukaryota; Viridiplantae; Streptophyta; Magnoliopsida; Vitales; Vitaceae.
CUAUCUCUCUCUCUCUCUCACCCUCUGCCUCCUGCCUCAUACAGCAAUGCCCAUCGAUUCUUCGGUUGUAGCAGACAUGGACACACCUUCAGUUUCUUCUCUCACUGUUUCCUCUACUUUGAAGCGUAAAAGGCCCCCCAGCAUCCAGAUCCCUAAGGUCCUGCAAGAAAUUCAAAUAUCCAGGCCGUCUACUCCUCGAAACGACGCCGUUUCUUUCUGCGGUACUGGGGUUGGUGUUUCCUCCAUCAGAGGCAAGAAAAAGUUCAUGGAAGAUGCCCACAAGAUCGUUUCUUGCUCAUUCGGUAGCUCCAAUAAGGGUUUCUUCGGGGUCUAUGACGGGCACGGAGGUAAAAUGGCAGCUGACUUUGUCGUUGAGAACCUGCAUACCAACAUUUUCGAAAAGUUGGAGAAUUGUGCAGAAGAUACGACCAAGGAGGAGGCUGUUAAAGCAGGGUAUCUGAAGACAGAUGAGGAGUUCUUGAAACAGGGUUUAAGCAGUGGUGCCUGCUGUGUCACAGCCUUGAUUGAAGGAAAGGAAAUUGUUAUUUCAAACUUGGGGGAUUGCAGUGCAGUUCUUUGUAGAGGGGGAGUGGCUGAAGCCCUUACAAAAGAUCACAGAGCAGAACAGGAGGAUGAACGGAAAAGAAUAGAGGAAAAGGGAGGAUAUGUAGAGAUCCACCGAGGAGCUUGGAGAAUCCAUGGGGUACUUUCCGUUUCUAGAAGUAUUGGAGAUGCUCAUCUGAAGGCUUGGGUGUCUGCUGAACCCGACACAAAAAUCCUACAUUUGACUCCAGACAUGCAAUUUCUCGUCUUAGCUUCUGAUGGACUGUGGGAAAAGGUUGGCAACCAAGAAGCUGUUGAUACGGUGAUGCGAUCAGGGUCAAUUGAAAGAAAACUAGGACCCAGUGGCGGUGGACACUUUCAAAAGGAAAACGAUGGAGGAUAUUUUAGCGUGAACACUAGUCCGGCAUCAAAGUUACGCAGGAUUUCACUACUCAAGCAACCAAAGACAAUGAGUCAGUCUCCAAGCUACAGGAUCACUGUUGAUAGCCGUAAAGAAAUUGAAGAAGACUUUGCCUGUGAAAAUGAAAGCCCACCGUCCAAGGCACGCAGGAUUUCCCUGGUCAAGCGGCUAAACAUGAAGACCCAGUCUCCAAGACAAGAGAAGAGCUACAAGAAGUCGUUUGCUUCUAGUAGACUUGUGGCUGCUUGUAAGGAGCUCAUGAACCUUGCCCUAACAAGGGGUGGUUUGGACGACAUCACAGUGAUGAUAAUUGACCUCACAUCAAUAGGAAUUCCAGCGUGCUUUUCAUCCGGUGAGAGGGCGGUUGAUGAUCAAGCCGCGGUUACCAGGUCAAGCCAGAGUGUGUUUAUGUCAGUGUAUCGGACAAAGAUUGCCGGUCAGUGCCGUCUGAUCACCAUUACUUGGUGCAAAGAUUUGUUGCUGCAUGGGCUAUCAGUCUCUGUUCAAGGGCCGGAUGGAGACAGCCAUUACCAGAGCAAGGUUGAGCUGAAGCCAUGGUACUUCUGGAGAAAACAAGGCUCAAAACACUUCACAGUUGAUGGCAAGACAGUUGAUGUGGUUUGGGACCUCAAGGCAGCAAAAUUCAAUGGCGAGACCGAGCCACGAUCAGAUUACUAUGUUGCAAUCGUCUGCGAAGAAGAGGUUGUCUUGCUUCUUGGUGAUCUGAAGAAGGAUGCCUACAGAAAGACGGGCUGCAGGCCGGCUCUCAUCGAGCCCACCUUGGUUUCAAGGAAAGAACACUUGUUUGGCAAGAAGAAGUUCUCAACAAAAGUGAAAUUUCAUGAGAAGGGGAAUUUUCAUGAGAUAUCCAUAGAGUGCAACAACAGCCUGAACAAGAACAGCUCUUCUGGGGAGUUUGAUCAUGAAAUGGAGAUAAGAAUAGAUGGGCGUUUGGCCAAUCAUGUGAAGCACCUCCAAUGGAAGUUCAGAGGUAAUGAAUCCGUCUAUGUGAACAAAACCAGAGUGGAAGUGUAUUGGGAUGUCCAUGACUGGCUCUUUAGUUCUGGUCCACGGCAAGGUCUGUUCAUAUUUAAGCCAAUCUCAUCAUCAACACUGUUGUCGACUCAGAUUGCAGAUUCUACAGCAGGGGAGGAGUGUAGUGAAGGAAGGUCAUCCAAGUUCUGCUCGUUUCUCUAUGCCUGGAAGGUAGAAUGA